AUGUCUGUAACCACAACCACGAAUCCUGCAUCAGCGACAGUGCUGCAAGCACUCACUGAUUACGAUCUUCACCACAGCGGUGCCCCAGAGAGAUCAGGAACGCCAAGUCCUCCCAACCAACAAACGUCCCCAAAUGCCGAAACACCUGAAAAUUGGGAUACGGAGCAUCGUCGAGUCCCCCCCUAUAGACCUAUUGAUAGGAGUCUUUUGGGCCCCGAGAGACCGGACGGGGCGAAUCAUAUCGAGGCGACUUUUGUUCACUUGAUGUUGCACGGGGUC
Messenger RNA from Exophiala aquamarina CBS 119918, 279 nucleotides. RefSeq lists its product as uncharacterized. NCBI's taxonomy places the organism in Eukaryota, Fungi, Ascomycota, Eurotiomycetes, Chaetothyriales, Herpotrichiellaceae. The transcript has a single exon. The record is from RefSeq and is a predicted model, not a curated record. The annotation marks the transcript as partial.